Messenger RNA from Zingiber officinale, 1253 nucleotides. Its product is annotated as probable adenylate kinase 7, mitochondrial. Bases 99 to 995 code for a protein of 298 amino acids. The record is from RefSeq and is a predicted model, not a curated record. The transcript is spliced from 4 exons. Lineage: Eukaryota; Viridiplantae; Streptophyta; Magnoliopsida; Zingiberales; Zingiberaceae. Gene Ontology annotation, biological process: nucleobase-containing compound metabolic process. Gene Ontology annotation, molecular function: ATP binding; AMP kinase activity. Gene Ontology annotation, cellular component: mitochondrion; cytoplasm.
AUAUAUACAAGAUGCUCUAAACCCUUAGCCGAGCGUCAUUUUCGCCUCCAAGAGCUUGACGAACUCCGCGAAGAGAACGAAUCCUCCCCGUCGCGGCCAUGGCUGCUAUCCACAACCUAUUGACCUCCAUUUCCUGCCGAUCCUUCUCCCGGCGGAUGGCUACGUCCCUCCGUUCCUUCGCCUCCGCCGCUCUGGCCGAGGUAGACUACUGGACCGAGUGGGAGGAGGUGGAGGAGAAGCACGUUUAUAGCCAGCGCGCCUCGGCGGUGGAGGAAGUAUGGGGGGAGAGGAAGGCGAGAAGUGUGCAGUGGGUGUUCAUGGGCAGCCCCGACGUGGCGCAGAGGCAUGUGCUUUCCAUGCGCGUGGCGGAGCUCCUCGACGUCCCCUACAUCUCCAUGGGAUCUCUCGUACGCAAGGAGCUCAAUCCCAAUUCCUCCCUCUACAAGAAGAUUUCGAAUGAUGUGAACAGUGGGAGAUUGGUGCCUGAGGAAAUAAUAUUUGGCUUGUUGUCCAAAAGGCUGGAGGAGCGAUGCCAGAGAGGUGAAUCGGGAUUUAUUCUUGGCGGCAUACCACGAACAACAAUCCAAGCCGAAAUCCUUGAUCAAUUAGCAGAUAUUGAUUUGGUAGUGAACUUGAAAUGUGCGGAGAACUGCCUAGUGAAGAAACAUUUUGAAUAUCAUAUUUGUCCACAUUGUGGGAAGGUCUUUGACUCAAGCAACUCUGAAUCAACAUGCUCUAAUUCUUGCUUGACCACAUGCACAUGUCAUGCUCUGUUAAAACCCUCUCUUGCAGUAGAUAUGAAGGAUCAACGCAUGGAAAAAAUCCAUGUAUAUACUGAGCAGUUCAAGCUAUUAGAAGAAUACUACAAGAAGCAAAAGAAGCUUUUGGAAGUUCAAGUGACUGGGGGCGCACGAGAAACCUGGCAAGGGCUUUUAGCAGCAUUGCAUCUGCAACAUAUGGAUACUGCCAGUUCCAGCCUUCCUAGAAUCAAUUGAUGACGCCACAAGAUCUCAUAUAUAUUUUUUAAAAUUUUUCUCCUCUCCCCAAGAACGUCGUAUUAUCAGCAAAAUUUCGAGUUGUUUUUGGUGCGUAAGAAGUUUUCUAGAUGUGUGUGUUCUAAUGCGACCUCUAACGGGGUUUUUAGUCCUUCCAUGGAGAAUCAUUCCUUUCUUUUUUGUAAUAAGAGUAAUGCCACUGAGGCCGAAUGAUAUCGAGAAGUGUUUUGUUGUUUUUUGAUCUUUUUCUCUGAUAAA